This is a messenger RNA of Salvia hispanica, 3348 nucleotides long. RefSeq lists its product as uncharacterized. Gene Ontology annotation, molecular function: protein kinase activity; ATP binding; protein serine/threonine phosphatase activity. Gene Ontology annotation, biological process: protein dephosphorylation; protein phosphorylation. NCBI's taxonomy places the organism in Eukaryota, Viridiplantae, Streptophyta, Magnoliopsida, Lamiales, Lamiaceae. The record is from RefSeq and is a predicted model, not a curated record.
UUUCUUCCUUUUGGUUCCAUCGUCAGAUGAUGAUGAUCUUCAUCCUGUUUAAUCUACUUCUCCUGAUUUUGGCUCUGACCUCUCCCGUCGGAGGAGAAUCGCCGACGUGCUUGGCGGUGUACCGCGAAGGCGGCGCGACGGCGGUUUUCCAAUCCCCAAAAUGCCCUCGCUGGAACCUCUCGAAUUUCAAAUCCCAGUCCAAUCGGCGAUUAGAGUCGCGCUCAAUGACGUGUCAGUCGGCUACACUCCAAGGCCGCCGGAAAUCACAGGAGGAUCGCACUCUUUGCGCUGUCGACCUUCGCAUCCCUUUUCCAGGUCCGAAGGGGGUUAAGGAAGUUAAUGUUGGGAUAAUGGCGGUUUUUGAUGGACAUAAUGGUUCGGAAGCUAGUGAAAUGGCAUCUGAGUUGCUGUUGGAGUAUUUUGUGCUGCAUACUUACUUUCUUCUGGAUACUACUUACGCUUUCUUGUCGAGGAAUUUGAUGAAAAGGCUGCCGGAUAAAAUGGAAGAUGCUGCCGGUUUCCAGAAGAUUCAAUACGAGGAUAUUGAUGGCCGAACUCUGAAUAUCGGGAGGUUCAAGGUGACUUUGUCAACUAUUUUAGAUGGAUCUUUACCCUUUGACUUAUUGAGGGAAGCAUUGCUAAGAGCAAUUCAUGACAUUGAUGCAAAGUUUACUAUGGAUGCAGCAAGAUACAACCUGAGUUCCGGCACUACAGCAGCAGUUGUACUCCUAGCAGAAGCUCAAAUUCUAGUUGCUAAUUUAGGUGACUCGAAGGCAUUUUUAUGCUCUGAAGUAUAUCAGUCUCCACCUGAGAAUAAAGCAACUGUAUUUAGGAUCAUCAAGCAGAGAAGGGCUGAGGGUGUUUCUUUAUCUGUAAAUGAACGCAAUCACUUAAAACGAAUGGCGUCUAAUGGAUGGACAGUGUUAAUUGCUAAGGAGCUUACAAAUGAUCACCAUCCUGACAAUGAGGUAGAAAAAUCCCGGGUUGAAUCUGCUGGGGGCAAUAUUUCAAAAUGGGCUGGUGUAGCUCGAGUCAAUGGCCAAUUGGCUGUAACCAGAGCAAUCGGGGACAUUCAUUUUAAAAACUUUGGCGUAAUCUCAGUGCCUGAGGUGACAGAUUGGAAACCUUUGUCUGGCAAUGAAAGUUAUAUUAUUGCUGCAUCGGAUGGUGUCUUUGAAAAGCUUAGCCCCCAAGACAUUUGUGAUAUACUAUGGGAACCCCUUGCUGGCUUCACUAUCCGGGAGAAACUCAAUUCUACGUGUUCAACCUCAUUGGCUGAUUGCAUAGUUAAUGCUGCUUUUGAACAAGGAAGUAUGGAUAAUUUGGCAGCUCUAGUGAUUAACAUGAGAGAAGCUGGUUCCAUUGCGACUUUUGGGGGCAAGAUUUACAGGGAACCUGAUUACUUGGGAGUAGUAGAUGAACGGAAGAUAUAUGUGAACUCAGCUGAUGCCAACACCUCAAUACUCGCAGAACUGCGGCCGCUUCCAGAUGUUACCAAGUUUGAUAGAUUACUGGUUGAAGGAAAACACAACAAUUUUAGAUGCUUUUAUUUAUCCGAGAAUCUUGAUGUAAACGAUGAUUACACAUUUUGGAUCCACAAAGAUGGCCGUGAACCUGUGUCGGAGCAAUUAACUGCUUUAAGUGGUGCACAUCAGUUUACCUGGAGCCGGCCUAUUGAUUUCUACAGUGAUCAGCACACAUGCAUGCACUUUGGGUCAUAUAUUGAUGAUGAGAAAGAUCACUGCAUGAGCUCUGAUGGCUUUGCAAGAUUCCUUGGUUUUCUGGGAUCAAUUCCUUUACACAAUUCUGGUCAAAAUGAGCAUGCGACAUCAGACACAAGGUACAUACUGAAGAAGAAGUUUGAUCGUGGAGCAUAUGGUGAAGUUUGGCUUGCUUUCAAUUGGAACUGUUCUCAAGUUGGUAAGAAUUCCCAAAGGAAGUUUGUAGAAGAAAAUGGUUUCUACAGUAACGAGAGAAGUACUGUGCAUAACGAAAAUGAAGAUACAAAUAUGUUCUUUGAAGAUUGCAAAAGAGGCAAUUCUGAUGAUAACAUGUUCAUUUUGAAGCGUAUAAUGGUUGAAAGAGGAAUUGGUGCUUACUUGAGUGGGUUACGAGAGAAAUAUUUUGGUGAAAUCUUCUUAAAUGCUUCCAAUUCGCUACAAGGUUCAUCACCACCUAGAGAACCAGAUUUCUGGAAAUUGUCACAUUGCAGUACACAUGGCUCUGGAAAUGUAAAUAAAUCGGUUAAUCGGGACACUGAGGACUCCUCAAUUCCAGAAGAUGUGAAUUUUAGGGAAAAAAGAUUGGGUGAAACAGCAUAUGAAGAAGGACUAAAUCACAUUGCUAGAUAUGUUGAAUCUUUUGAAUCACGGUCUAACGAGAUAUGGCUUGUAUUUCAUCAUGAAGGUUUUUCCUUGUCAAAACUUCUGUAUACUGCAGAAGAUGUGGUCAGUGAUGCUGACAAAGAAAGAGGCAAUCAUGGGAAGCGUAUUCAGAUAUUACGUGCUUCAAAAUGGUGGCACUGGUUGAAGACAACAGAAACUGGACAAGAGGAAUUUCGUGAUAUAAUAUGGCAGUUGUUGAUGGCGCUUAAGUCCUGCCAUGAUCGCAACAUCACUCACAGGGAUAUCAAACCUGAAAACAUGGUAAUAUGCUUUGAAGACCCAGACUCGGGAAGCUGCUUGACAUCAACUCCAAAUAGUAGCGAGAACUACACUACUAAAAUGCGCAUUAUUGACUUUGGUAGUGCUGUGAAUGAUUUCACAGUGAAACAUUUCUAUGGAUCUCUUGGACCAUCGAGCAAUGAACAAACGUCAGGGUAUGCUCCCCCGGAAGCUUUUCUGAAUGUCAGCUGGUAUAAGGGGCCUUCAACUGUUACAUCAAAGUAUGAUAUGUGGAGUGUUGGUGUGGUAAUCAUGGAGAUGAUCUUAGGAUCACCAAAUGUUUUUCAAAUAAAUUCUAAAACGCAAGCACUUCUUGAUCAACAGCUCAAAGGUUGGAACGAUAACUUGAAAGAGCUUGCGUACAAGCUUAGAUCAUUGAUGGAAAUGUGCAUCUUAAUCCCUGGAAUUUCCUCAAAGCUCCAUCAGAAUGGGGGUACAAAUAGCCAGAGUUCUAGUUCACCAGUUCCGUGGAAGUGUUCUGAAGAGUAUUUCUCUUAUCUAAUACGGAGUAGAGAUCCUCUUCAAUUAGGAUUUCCAAAUAUAUGGGCUUUGCGUUUAGUACGUGGCUUACUAGAGUGGGAUCCUGAGAGCCGGCUGAGUGUUGAUGAUGCUCUGAGGCAUCCUUACUUUACAUCAGCUUCUUAAGGAUUGGCAAUCCUUAUCAUUGACGUCCUUAUUUUUUGAG